CUCCACCAUGACGUCUGGCUCCGCUGCUCCUCUUAUCUCCGGAACGAGCGGCUGCCCGCUGCGGACUUUUGCCCUCGGAGCUCUCCGUGUCCAGAUAAAACUGAAUCUGCCGCGGAAGCUCAGACAUGUUCUCUCCCAUGGCGCCCAUAAGCCCGUCCAGGACCGGGACCAGGGGCCGGUCCGGGACCGAGGAGCAGAUCCGCAUGGUGGAGUGUAAACCGGGCUGUGGCUGCGGGGUCCAACCGGGAGGAACCGGGAGGAUCUGUGCGCCACCGUGGACGGAAGAUGGUCUGGAUUCUGACAAACGAGGCUUUGACAACUUGGCCUACGACUCUGGGAGCCAGACUGAGCUCUACCCUCCACCUAAACCUGUCUCCAGAGCCAUGUUCAGACUCCCAGGACUCACCUCAGAGCUCCAGAUCCAGGGAAUCCACACGAGGAUCUGCAGCCUGGAUGGAGUCUUGUCCGUGUCCUGGUCUGUUCCCGACAGCCUGGCCCAGGUGGACUAUGACUCCUCGGCCAUUACGACCAAACAGAUGGUCCUGGAGCUGCAGACGUUGGACUACAGCGUGGAGUCGGCGGUGCAGAUCCGGGUGGAGGGGAUGCACUGCCAGUCCUGCGUGAAGACCAUCGAAGAGCAGAUGAUGGAGCUGCCAGGAGUUUCAUACGUUCAGGUGUCUCUUAAAGGAAACUCAGCUGUGGUCAUGUUUCAGCCUCUCCUGGUUUCUCAGGAGGAGCUGAGAGAGAAGAUCGAGGACUUGGGGUUUGAAGCUGCUUUACUACCAGAGGAUCCUGCAGGAGGUUUCAGGAACCUGUUCACCCAGACCUCCACCGUCUGGAUCAGAGGGAUGACCUGUGGCUCGUGUGUUCGGUCGAUAGAAGGGAGGAUCUCCGACCUGAGCGGAGUUCAGUCCAUCGUGGUGUCGCUGGAGGAGGAAAAGGGAACGAUCGCCUUCGACCCGAGUCUGACGGAUCCGGAGCAGCUCAGGGCAGCGAUCGAGGAGAUGGGCUUCGACGCAUCGCUCAGCGAACCUCCAAAGAGCAUCCAGACUCCUAAGAGAUCCAGACCUGACAGCUCUGGACCUCCUGACCUCUCUGACCUGCAGCCUCUGAGUAAAUCAGGAGUAAACGGAUCUCAGGGAAUGUCUGCAAACGACCUUCAGAGUUCUCCUGAGAUCAAAGUGCAGAAAUGCUUUGUGUGCGUGUCGGGGAUGACCUGCGCCUCCUGCGUGGCCAACAUCGAACGGCACCUCUGCAAACACAAGGGAAUCAUCUCUGUUCUGGUGUCUCUGAUGGCUGGAAAGGCGGAGGUGAAGUAUGAUCCAGACGUCCUGGAUGCUGCUGCUGUUGCUCGGCUUAUCCAGGACCUGGGUUUCGGAGCCAAACUGAUAGAAGACGAAGAAGCAACUCGAGGAAAACUGGACCUGGCUAUAACCGGCAUGACGUGUGCGUCCUGCGUCCACAACAUCGAGUCCAAACUCUUCACGACCAAAGGGGUCCUCAGGGCCUCGGUCGCCCUGGCAACCAAAAGAGCUCACAUCCAGUUCAACCCAGAUUUACUGGGAGCUCGAGACAUCAUCAAGAUCAUCCAGAGUCUCGGAUUCGGGGCGAGUCUAGUGAAGGAAGGAUUCAGAAACAACCUCGACCACUCCGAAGAAAUACGACAGUGGAGGAACUCCUUCCUGCUCAGCCUGGUGUUCGGUCUGCCGGUCAUGGGUCUGAUGAUCUACAUGAUGGUGAUGGACAGUCAGCACCAGGAACAUGGAGGCUCCAUGCCUGAGGACCAGAACCUGCUGCCAGGGCUCUCGCUCCUCAACCUGGCCUUCUUCCUGCUCUGUACACCUGUGCAGUUCUUCGGUGGAAGGUACUUCUACAUCCAGGCCUACCGCUCUCUGAAGCACCGCACCGCCAACAUGGACGUCCUGAUUGUUCUGGCCACCUCCAUCUCCUACAUCUACUCCUGCGUGGUCCUGACGGUGGCCAUGGCUGAGCAGGCCGCCCAGAGCCCCGUCACCUUCUUCGACACGCCGCCCAUGCUGUUCGUCUUCAUCGCUUUGGGACGGUGGCUGGAGAACGUCGCAAAGGGUAAAACCUCUGAAGCUUUGGCUAAGCUGAUGUCUCUGCAGGCGACCGAUGCCACCGUGGUCACUCUGGGACCCGACCACUCCGUCAUCAGUGAGGAGCAGGUGGAGGUGGAACUGGUCCAGAGGGGCGACAUCGUGAAGGUCGCACCCGGAGGGAAGUUCCCCGUAGACGGGAAGGUGGUGGAAGGAAGUUCCAUGGCAGAUGAGUCUCUGAUCACAGGUGAGCCGAUGCCGGUCAGUAAGAAGGCCGGUAGUUUGGUGAUCGCCGGAUCCAUCAAUGCUCACGGAUCUCUGCUGGUGGAGGCCACGCAUGUUGGAGCUGAAACUACCCUGUCUCAGAUCGUCAAACUGGUGGAAGAGGCUCAGACCUCAAAGGCUCCCAUCCAGCAGUUUGCAGACAGACUCAGCGGAUUCUUCGUUCCCUUCAUCGUCUUCAUCUCUCUGCUGACGCUGGUCGCCUGGAUGCUCAUCGGCUUCGUCAACUUCGACAUUGUGAAGGAGAACUUCCCAGGCUACAACCCCAACAUCUCCAAGGCCGAGGUCAUCGUCCGCUUCGCCUUCCAGGCCUCCAUCACCGUCCUGUCCAUCGCCUGCCCCUGUUCUCUGGGCCUGGCCACCCCCACGGCCGUCAUGGUGGGAACCGGGGUCGGAGCUCAGAACGGGAUCCUGAUCAAAGGAGGACCACCGCUGGAGAUGGCUCAUCAGAUCCGUGUGGUGAUGUUUGAUAAGACCGGUACCAUUACAAACGGCGUUCCUCGGGUCACUCGGGUCCUGGUUCUGUGGGAGAUGGCCCGGAUGCCACUGAGGAAGAUCCUGGCGGUGGUCGGCACGGCGGAGGCCAGCAGUGAACACCCGCUGGGCCUGGCGGUAGCCAAACACUGCAAAGAGGAGCUGGGCUCUGAGGUGCUGGGAUACUGCCAGGACUUCCAGGCCGUUCCCGGCUGUGGGAUCAGCUGCCGGGUUUCCAGCGUUGAACAUCUGCUGCUGCAACAAAGCCAGGAACAGUUCCUGCUGCCCGGAGCCACCACCGAUGAAAGCUGCCUGCUGCCUGAUGGGGAGGUCGCCUCUGCAGCUGAGGCAGCGCCAUACUCGGUCCUGAUCGGGAACAGGGAGUGGAUGAGGAGGAACGGCCACCACAUCGGAGCAGACGUGGACGCUGCCAUGUCGAGUCAUGAAACCAAAGGACAGACGGCCAUUCUGGUGGCGAUAGACGGUGUUUUGUGCGCCAUGUUUGCCAUCGCUGACACGGUGAAAGCAGAGUCGGCGUUAGCGGUGCACACGCUCAAUAGCAUGGGCAUCGAGGUGGUGAUGAUCACAGGAGACAACAGGCGCACGGCCAAAGCCAUCGCAGCUCAGGUGGGCAUCAGGAAGGUGUUCGCUGAGGUUCUGCCAUCACACAAAGUGGCCAAAGUCCAGGAGCUGCAGGAGCGAGGCCUUCGAGUGGCCAUGGUGGGGGACGGCGUCAACGACUCGCCCGCCCUCGCACGGGCCGACGUCGGCAUCGCCAUCGGCACAGGAACCGACGUGGCCACCGAGGCGGCACACAUCGUCCUGAUCCGGAACGACCUGCUGGACGUGGUGGCCAGCAUCGAGCUGUCCAAGAAGACGGUGCACCGGAUCCGGAUCAACUUCGUCUUCGCCCUCAUCUACAACCUGGUGGGAAUCCCAGUGGCUGCAGGAGUGUUCAUGCCGGUGGGUCUGGUUCUGCAGCCCUGGAUGGCUUCAGCUGCGAUGGCUGCUUCCUCUGUUUCAGUGGUUCUGUCCUCUUUACUGCUCAGAAUGUACAGGAAAACCUCGGUGGAGCUCUACGAGCUUCGAGCUCGAGGCCAGAUGAGGAGCCUCCGGUCAUCUCAGAUCAGCACACAUCUGGGUCGGGACGGUCGGCGCCGCAGCCCGGCUCUGCCCGGAUCCUCCAGGGACCAGCAUCCGGGCCCCGGGGCCCCUCAGGGCCCGUCCAGUCUGGGGACCGGAGACCAGGACCAGGACCGCUACUCUCUGCUGGAGGCCGGAGAGGAGCUCCAGUAAAGGGAAGAGACGAUCAGCUGUUCUCAUGUUUAGAUGUGUUUUAUGUAAAUAGACUCGUUUUACUCAGACUUUAACCUUCUGGACCUUUUAUGUACUCCUCUCUGUGGACUCAGACUCUGGACUCAGAAAAGCUGUGAAGACGGACAGAGAACUCAGAAAUGUCUUUUUUAAAGUUUAUUUUAGCUGAACAAAAUGACUCAGUUUUACCAAGUAAAACUUAAACCAUGCUCCAAAAUUACCGAACAAAAAUGACUCAAACUAGUAAAACUAAACCUAAAACUGU
This is a messenger RNA of Amphiprion ocellaris (clown anemonefish), 4392 nucleotides long. RefSeq names its product ATPase copper transporting beta (gene atp7b). The coding region runs from base 126 to 4109 and encodes 1327 amino acids. Lineage: Eukaryota; Metazoa; Chordata; Actinopteri; Pomacentridae. The transcript has 21 exons. Gene Ontology annotation, biological process: copper ion homeostasis; monoatomic cation transport. Gene Ontology annotation, molecular function: P-type divalent copper transporter activity; ATP binding; copper ion binding. Gene Ontology annotation, cellular component: membrane. The record is from RefSeq and is a predicted model, not a curated record.